This is a messenger RNA of Salvia splendens (bonfire salvia), 3010 nucleotides long. Its product is annotated as RING/U-box superfamily protein. Gene Ontology annotation, biological process: protein ubiquitination; ubiquitin-dependent protein catabolic process; mitotic cell cycle checkpoint signaling. The coding region runs from base 1733 to 2857 and encodes 374 amino acids. Lineage: Eukaryota; Viridiplantae; Streptophyta; Magnoliopsida; Lamiales; Lamiaceae. The record is from RefSeq and is a predicted model, not a curated record. Gene Ontology annotation, cellular component: nucleus. The transcript is spliced from 13 exons. Gene Ontology annotation, molecular function: ubiquitin-protein transferase activity; metal ion binding.
GUUUAUCUUUCAGUGAUUGACUGCUUUUCUCAAUCUUUAUGAGUUGGAAUGAACUAUAUAAUUGCAUGACGGAUUUUUCUGUUUUUCCUACUCAUUCAACUAUUAACUCGCAUUUCAUGAUUUUGUAUAAUCGUGGUUUCUUGGAUUCUGAAAUGUAUCUUGAAGAAACAUUCCGUCCCCGAGUGAAGACAUUUCAGGAAGAAGGAAACAGAUGAGGAACAUAUAAUAUAAAUUGCCAUUGAACUCGAGCUAUCCGGAUAUAGAAUUGAGAUUGAAUGAGGAGACAAUUUGCUCAGACAUAAAAACCCCUCCAUGUGAAAAGCAAGUAUGGUGCCAGAUUACUAGGGAGAAGGAUCAUAACUCUGCCUUAAUGAAGAAUAAGUGGUAUGCUGUUUAUCCACCCUGGUAUAGUUUAUGUCUGAUGAGUAAUUUGGGUGUUCAGUAAGAAAUUUCUUUUAGCAUUUCACAAAAUGUUUGAAAUGAUUAGUUCUGUUUAAGUAAACUUGACAGUGACAACUCCUAUUUAUGAAUCAAGUAAAAGUUUCUUGCAAAAGCCAAGCAGCUGGCCUUAUAAUUGUAGUUUUUGGUAUUCAUGAUGAUCUAUCUUUGCAUCUACUUUUUUUUCAUAUGGCAUGGAUGUGUUUGAAACAUAGUACGUAGUAUAACAGUCUUACAAGUUAUAAGUGGCAUGCAUGCUACUUUGGUUUGUUCCAUCAUAAUUUCAACCAUUGGAGAGACACCUUAUGUGGCGUUAUAGAAGUUUCUAGGUACACCAUUGGAGAGACAAAUUAAAAAAGAUGAUAGAUUUUUAUUUUGAUGUGGCAUUCAUGUGGACAAGUCGAAGCUGCUUUUUUGGGUAUACCAUUGGGAGUACCCUAACAAAACAUUACUUCUAUUGGAUAGGACUUGUGAUGCGUGGUUGAUUUGAUUAUCCUUUCUCUUACAUGAAAUUUGACCCUUGCAGAGGACUUACUUAUUGCUGUCUGUCUGGAUAUCAUAUAUCUCAUCCCAUUUUACUUUCUGAUUAUUAUGUCCGUUGGCCAGGUUACCUAUGAUCGUGUACAUAUGCUUCCUUUCUUGCUGUUGACUGUUGUCCUUUUGCAAUACUUCUUAGCAGAAUCCACAUAACAGCUAAUCUAUGUAGUAGAGAACUGCUUUUUAUUUUUCAUGCUGUUGUUCAAUUUUAUAUAAAGAUCUAAGAACUUUACACCUUUUCUUGUGGAAACUAGUUGUAGUUCGAUCCUUGUUGAUGGUGCAGUUGUUAAAGAAGAUGAUACGAGCCCCAUUAGAUGUGGUAGCGAAAUGAUUCUAGGUCCUGUGGCCGACGGUGAGAGUUGAUAUAGCCCAUUUGUAUCAAGUCUUAUUCCUUAUGUUCUUUUAUACUCACAGUGACAAGUAAUACGAUUGUGCAACAGUUCAGCUUUUUCACAUCUAAAUACUACUAGUAGUUAUUAAUAUUAACUCUUGCAAACUAUCCAUAUCUUAUUAGUGAAAAUCACUUCUUUGAAUUAUGUUGAUUACAUAAUAUGCUGUUAGAAUGGUUUCAUUGCUAAAUCAUUUUAGAUGUGCUAAUAGUGAGUUGCUAUCAUAGUGUCAAGGGAAACUAGUCCAUCCUUCUGGUUUUUUUGUCUUCUUGGCUUCUUGCUCGGGAAGCAGAUUAAGCUGUCUUCAACAUAAAAAUUAUCUAUUUUUGCUUGCAUCACUAAAACAUGGAACACUCGUGUUGGUAUUUAUGUUCCGCAAGGCAACAACUUUAAGAGUCCUUACUUGUGCAUUUUAUUGGUACAGGGUUCUUGAGGUAUGUGUUCAAAGUAAUGCCUGCAAAAGAAAUUUGCAAGAAACAGCUGAAGAUCCUGAGCACGCCAAGUGUCCAAUAUGCCUAAAUGUUUGGCAUGAUGUAGUAACUGCCGCACCAUGUCUCCACAAUUUCUGCAAUGGAUGCUUUUCAGAGUGGCUAAAAAGGAGUCAAGAAAGACGUGCUAGUGUUAUAUGUCCUCAAUGCAGAUCAGUUGUGCAAUUUGUUGGACGAAACCAUUUUUUGCACGGUAUAGAAGAGGAUAUAUUGCAAUCCGAUUCUUCUUUAAGGCGUUCAGAUGAAGAGCUUGUACUUUUGGAUUCCUGUUCAACAAUUAAGUCACCCCUCGUUGUUAGCCGUGGAAAAAAUAUGAGUCACAAGCGGGCCCGUGCUCAAUCUGCCGAGGGGAGUGGAAGGGAUUUAUCAUGUCCUCAGUGUGAUAGAGAAUAUGGUGGUUUUCAGUGCAAUGAAAGAACAGUUCAUCUUCAAUGUCAAGCAUGCUCUGGCAUGAUGCCUUCCAGAUCAAAUGCUCCUGUGCCGCAGCACUGUUUAGGAUGUGACCGGGCAUUUUGUGGUGCCUACUGGCAUGCUAUGGGGGCUGCUGGUUCUGAUGUAUAUCCAGUAUGCAAUCAAGAAACUCUAAAGCCUAUUGCUGCCCACUCUCUCACUAGAUUACCGUUUUUAGCACAUGAAAAGAAUCGACAUGAACAAGAUAUAACAGAUAAAUGUAUCAGGCAGAUGGGAAGACCAUUGCAGGAUGUGAUUUCAGAAUGGAUAAGAAAAAUGAGUAACCGGGAAGUAGACAGGACGAGGCUUCUGUUGAAUCACUCUGAAACGAUUACUUCCCAGACCUAUGUUUGCCGUGAUUGCUAUGACAAAUUGGUCUCAUUUCUAUUAUACUGGUUCCGGAUCACAUUGCCAAAACAUUGUCUACCCCAAGAAGCACAGCAACGCGAAGACUGCUGGUAUGGAUAUGCAUGUCGGACACAGCACCAUAACGAGGAGCAUGCUCGUAAGAGGAACCAUGUAUGUCGUCCAUCUAGGGGUGCUCGUACGCCUUGAUGUAUGUUUCACUAUCACUUUUAGUGCCAAUACAUUUUUUUGUCAUGAUAAAAUUGGGUUCCAUAUUUUGCACUUUGAAUGAUUCAUGUUCUUUCUUUAGGUGCUAUUUCAACUUGUAAUUGUUUCUUCAUAUUUCUCCCUCUUAUAAAUCUA